AUGUACUCUUUGAAGGCCGUGUUUGGAGUGGACCCGUCCGCUUUCGUGAGGAGCUUGAUCGCACCAGGCACAAACUUAUCCGUCAUUUCUGCGUGCCCGAUGGGCUGUGGCAUUGAUGAAGACAUCGCUGAUUUGGCCGAUAUUUCGGAUUCCGUUUGCGACAUGCACGACUUGCAGACCGGCGCUGCGAAUGACAUUGACGGAAUGCUCAGAGUAGCAAAGAACGCUGGUCGGUGGCAACCCUCGUUAAAAGCACAGCGCUAUCAAGUCACGGAGGCAUCUUUUAAAAUUUACACUUGA
Chondrus crispus (carragheen) is the source of this 300-nucleotide messenger RNA. RefSeq lists its product as hypothetical. The record is from RefSeq and is a predicted model, not a curated record. Bases 1 to 300 code for a protein of 99 amino acids. The transcript has a single exon. Lineage: Eukaryota; Rhodophyta; Florideophyceae; Gigartinales; Gigartinaceae.